AUGUAUCAGCUACUUGCGCCCGCAGCCGCCUUGGCUCUAGGCGUUGCAGUCUUUCGGUCGCAGCCGAACCAGCCUCAAUGCCGUUGCCGACCCUCGGAACCGUGCUGGCCGAGUGCGGAUCAAUGGGGUACCUUCAACAAGUCGAUAGGGGGAAACCUGGCCAGGAUUCGACCCGUUGCCUCUGUAUGUCAUGGCCCAGAGUACGACGCUGCUGCUUGUACGGAUUUGUCGAGCCUGGCACGCGACAGCGGAUGGCGAGCCUCUAACCCUGGUGAGUCUCUCCCGGUUCCUCGUAAAGUGAUGCAGUGCAAGAAAACUAAUGAGCUCAUUGCCUCCACGAAGCAACCUUGCAAGACUGGCUAUGGGAGGGCAAUGGUCUCGCUGAGGAAAUUUGCCAUGUUGUCACGUCCCCGGAGGAAUCUCAACAAUCCGCCUGUCACCAAGGCAGGGUUCCUCUGUACUCGAUUUGCCAAGAAGCACAAUCUUCGUCUUGUGGUGAAGAAUAGUGGCCAUGACUGCGCUGGACGGUCGAGUUCUCCCGACUCAUUCCAAAUACAUACCAAUCUGCUGAAAGGAAUCACCUAUCAUGACAACUUUGUUGCUCAGGGUUCCGCUGCCAAAGGCUCCGGGCCUGCGGUCACUAUGGGUGCUGGAAUCAUGCAUUGGGAAGUGUACAGCGACGGCGCGAAGAACGGCUACACCAUUGUCGGAGGUGAAUGUCCAACUGUGGGCGCGGUGGGCGGAUUCCUGCAAGGCGGCGGCGUCUCGAGCUUCCACAGCUUCACAAAAGGCCUUGCAGUAGACAACGUCUUGGAAUAUCAAGUGGUGACUGCCAAUGGUGAGCUCAUCGCAGCAAACGAAUAUCAGAAUCGAGACUUGUUCUGGGCUUUGAAAGGAGGAGGCGGAGGUACCUUUGGGGUUGUUGCUCAAGCCACAGUUCGCGUGUAUCCUGAUGAUCCUAUCACAGUCGGCGCCAUAAGCAUAUCGACGUCUCUCACAAACAGCCUAUUUUGGACGAAAGGAGUCAGUGAGCUUCUACGUCUUUUGAAGAUUUUCAAUCAACAAGGAUUUCCGGGUCAGAUCGUCGUCAUGGGUCCAAACCAAGGUUCUGUGCAGGCCACGUUGGAAUUCCACUUUCCGAACACGACCGGCGAAUCAUACGUAAAUGGAUUGCUCAAUUCACAAAUGAGGCCUCUGGGGGAUCAUAAAAUUUCGACAAACUUGUCUAUCAGGGUGCAGAAAAAGGCAAGUUCCGAAGUUCGACUUGGGCCAGAUACUUAUCCACCGCAGUACGGGAUUGUACAAGGAUCUGUCCUGAUCUCUGCCGCACUUUUCAAUUCUGCGGAUGGUCCCCCUCUGAUUGCAAGGAACUUCUCCAACUUAAACCUGGGACCGAAUGAUAUUCUUUUCACUAGUAAUCUUGGUGGUCGUGUUAUGGAUAACAGCGAUAUCGAUAUCCCUCUCCAUCCAUCUUGGCGCUCUGCAGCCCAGUUGGUCACUUUGGUACGCGCAGUCGAACCGUCAAAUAAGGGGAAGCUGGCCGCUUUAGAAACCCUUCACUCACAUGAUAUGCCAAUUCUGUACUCACUGGAACCAAAGAAUAAGGUAUCGUAUCGUAAUCUGGGUGAUCCGUCCGAGAAGGAGUUUCAGAGUAGAUACUGGGGGCCAAACUACAAGCGUCUCGCCUCCAUUAAAGAAAGAUGGGAUCCGGACGAAUUAUUCAUUACUAGGCUGGGGGUAGGAAGCGAAGAGUGGGAUACUGAAGGGAUGUGCAGAAAGUCUAUUGGCCUUGUGGCUCGGGUUAGUGAGCUUCUCCGACUCUCGGGUAGAUGGAUAUUGGGGGGAUUUUCGUCUUUGAUACAGCAGGUAGAUAUAAUAGAUUCAUCUCGAUAA
Messenger RNA from Metarhizium robertsii ARSEF 23, 1893 nucleotides. Its product is annotated as retrograde regulation protein. The coding region runs from base 1 to 1893 and encodes 630 amino acids. The record is from RefSeq and is a predicted model, not a curated record. The transcript has 3 exons. NCBI's taxonomy places the organism in Eukaryota, Fungi, Ascomycota, Sordariomycetes, Hypocreales, Clavicipitaceae. Gene Ontology annotation, molecular function: FAD binding; oxidoreductase activity.